AGUGGACCAUAUUUAAUGCCAAGCCUCCGUAUUGAAGUGAGGCUUAUAGUGUUUGAGAUGAAGACAAGCGGACUUAGCAUCACUGUAGCGACAUACUUGUGUAGCCUGUUGAUACUGAGUUCAGUUAGUGAAGGGACAACAAUAGAACCAUCGACAACCACUACCACUGGUGAGGUAACAACUACUGAAGCAGCCACUACAACAGUGGAGGGCACUACUACAACUGAACAGCCAACUACCACUGCUGAUGUAACAACUACUGAAGCUGCCACCACAACAGUAGAGAGUACUACUACAACUGAACAGCCAACUACCACUCCUUAG
This is a messenger RNA of Lingula anatina, 324 nucleotides long. RefSeq lists its product as uncharacterized. Gene Ontology annotation, biological process: cell-matrix adhesion. Lineage: Eukaryota; Metazoa; Brachiopoda; Lingulata; Lingulida; Lingulidae. Gene Ontology annotation, molecular function: calcium ion binding. The record is from RefSeq and is a predicted model, not a curated record.